Messenger RNA from Lutra lutra (Eurasian river otter), 1613 nucleotides. RefSeq names its product CD37 molecule (gene CD37). The record is from RefSeq and is a predicted model, not a curated record. Lineage: Eukaryota; Metazoa; Chordata; Mammalia; Carnivora; Mustelidae. Gene Ontology annotation, cellular component: membrane. Bases 172 to 1194 code for a protein of 340 amino acids. The transcript has 8 exons.
GGCCGAGGGCUGCGGAGGGGGCGGGGGCAGAGAGAGAUGCAGAGAUGGCAGAGCUUAGCAGGCAGUGAGGUCAGAGUGUCUGUGAGGUCGGCUGCUGUCCAGGGCUGGCCUGGGGUCCUGGUGCCCAGAGUAGGUGGAUCCAAGGAGCUCAGCGGUCCCCCAGCCUGAACCAUGGAGACCUGGGAGGGAAUACCCAGCGUGUCCUUGAUGCCCACAAACUCCAAGGCCCCUCCAGUACGGGUGAAGAUGUCGGCCCAGGACAGCUGCCUCAGCCUCAUCAAGUACCUCCUCUUCGUUUUCAACCUCUUCUUCUUCGUCCUAGGCAGCCUUAUUUUCUGCUUCGGCAUCUGGAUACUCAUUGACAAGACCAGCUUCGUGUCCUUUGUAGGCUUGUCCUUCGUGCCCCUGCAGAUCUGGUCCAAGGCCCUGGCCAUCUCAGGAAUUCUCACCAUGGGCCUUGCCCUCCUGGGCUGUGUGGGGUCCCUGAAGGAGCUCCGCUGCCUCCUGGGCCUGUAUUUUGGGAUACUUCUGCUCCUGUUUGCCACGCAGAUCACCCUGGGAAUCCUCAUCUCCACUCAGAGGAUGCGGCUGGAGCGGAGGGUGAAGGAAAUCGUGCUGGAGACCAUCCAGAACUACCGCUCGCGUCCGGAGGAGUCGGCGGCGGAGGAGAGUUGGGACUACGUGCAGUUCCAGCUGCGCUGCUGCGGCUGGAACUCUCCUCGGGACUGGUUCAGUAUCCCCAGCCUCAUCAGCAACGAGUCGGAGGUGCAUCGCGUGCCCUGCUCCUGCUAUAAUUCCUCGGCGACCAAUGACUCUGCAGUCUUCGAUAAGCUCUCCUUCCCCCAGUUCAGCCGGCCCGGACCCCUGGCGCGGCCCCGGCACAGUACUGACCUUUGCGUGGUUCCUGCAGACAGCAAAGUCUACAGCGAGGGCUGCGCGCGGAGCCUCCAAAAGUGGUUGCACAACAACCUCAUCUCCAUAGUGGGCAUUUGUCUAGGUGUCGGUCUCCUUGAGGUAAUUUGGUCCAGCCCCCACUCGCAAUUGGCCCUACAAUCCCUAGAUGGCCCUACCCCAAACCCCUGGGAAAGGUGCAAGCCUGCUAGAGCGUCAGCCCAUCCAGGUUCUCCUGCCUCUCCGCAUGUACGCGGGAGACCUACCCCUUGCAAGCCCCAAUUGGCUGCACGCAGGAAGUAGGCGUUCCCUCCCGCCCUUGCGAAGCUCUCAUUGGCCCUCCUUGGCGUUCCCUGCUCGUAGCCGCAAUAUCCCUCCCCUUUCCCUGCAGGUGAGUGUGGCGGGGCUGAGCCUGCUAAUCUUGCGCAGGGCGCUCCGCCGGGAACGCCAGCGGCAGGUGCUGGGCGCCUGUGGUUCGAGCCCCGGGCCUGGUCCCUGUGCUGAUGGCGGCGGCGGGCGCUGUGGUGUACUGAGCAGCAGCGGGCGUAGCGGCGGUCUGUGGGGUGGCUGGGGCAUGGCGGAUGCCUGUCCCAACUGGGGGGACAAGUCCCCACAGGGCAAGCUGCCCGUGGCCCUGGGGCUCUGGCCGCUUUGGGAUCAAGAUGAGGAACAACCUGAGACCGGGAGCGCGGGCGAUGAGGUGGAGGUCGAGGUGGAAUUAG